CGGCGGGGAGAGAGCCUUUCGGCAGCCCGUGGCAGCAGCCAGGCACCCAUGGCCCGGCGCUGAUCCCCUUCCCUGCCCCGGGGGGGGUGGCCGCUCACCCGAGGAACUGAGAGGAGCUCCAGGAGGAUGGUGUGCCUGGCGUUGAGGACGUGGCUGGGGCUCGGGCUCUUGGCGCUGCUCUGCCUUGGUUUGGGCCAAGCACUGGAGAAGAGAGUAGUCAGAAGCAAACUGGGGGAAAAGGUCAGCCUGCCUUGCUGCCGUGAAAUCCCGCGCUCAGAAAGCCUGCAGAAUUACCGGGCCUACUGGCAGAAGAAGUUUCCAGAAGUGACGGUGGUGGUGCUGGCCUACUCUGAUGGGAAGAUGAUCGAGGUUGACGAGCAGUACAGGAACCGCACAGAGAUGGACCCCUGGGACCUCAUCCUGUGGAUCUCCCCCAUGGAAAUCCUGGACAAUGGCACUUACCAGUGUGUGGUUCAGCACAACUCCGUUGUUGUGUGUGACGAGAGCCUCACCCUCUUUGUUACAGCCGACUUCAGCCAGCCCAGCGUAACAGCAGAGGUGACCGCUAGCUCCUGCGAAUCAGCCGAGAUGGUGGUAGUGUGCUCUUCUCACGGAGGUUUCCCCAAACCCAGAAUCUCUGGAGCCCUCAACAACGUGUCUGUGGAGUGGAAUGCCAGCUGGGUGUCCGAGUCCAGCCUCAGCCCAUACAACGUCACCGGCACGCUGGUGCUCAACGUGACCAGCGACGCCAACGUCACUUGCUCCGUUGAAUACGACGGCUUGGCCAAGUCCACCAGUUUCCUUCUGGAAAAAACAAAUGACUGUGUUGUUCCUCCUGUGCCUCCACCUUAUAAUGUCAUUACUGCUUCAAGCAUUGUUGUUAUCACCUUCAUUUUGGCAAUCAUCCUGGCAGCAAGAUACCUCCCAAGGCGUGUUUGUCCUCACUGUUGUAAGCCCCAGGAUCGGGUGGAAGAGGGUAUGAAGGAAGGUACGAAGCCACCUGUGAGCCUCAAAGUGACAUCUGAAACAUCAUCUGUAUGACCAGAUUGCAUUUGCAGGUUUCUUACCCCGUGCAUUCCGCACUGCAGACUCCGCCGUUCGUUGUACAGCAAUGCUUGUGGCAUUGACCCUUUGGCUCUCUGCAAGGGGAUGGC
This is a messenger RNA of Lepidothrix coronata (blue-crowned manakin), 1154 nucleotides long. It is a transcript of the gene CD80, whose product is annotated as CD80 molecule. Gene Ontology annotation, cellular component: external side of plasma membrane. The record is from RefSeq and is a predicted model, not a curated record. Bases 127 to 1041 code for a protein of 304 amino acids. Gene Ontology annotation, biological process: immune response; positive regulation of T cell proliferation; negative regulation of T cell proliferation. The transcript has 7 exons. Lineage: Eukaryota; Metazoa; Chordata; Aves; Passeriformes; Pipridae.